AUGAGGCCAAUAUUGAUGAAGGGGCACGAGAGGCCAUUGACGUUUUUAAAGUAUAAUAGGGAAGGGGAUCUACUCUUCUCUUGCGCCAAAGACCACACUCCGACGGUUUGGUUCGCCGACAACGGCGAGCGUCUCGGCACCUACCGUGGCCAUAACGGCGCCGUCUGGUCCUGCGAUGCCUCCAGGGAUUCAACAAGGCUUAUAACUGGAAGUGCAGACCAGACAGCAAAGCUGUGGGAUGUUCAAACUGGAACUCAGCUUUACACCUUCAAUUUUGAUUCCCCAGCUAGGUCUGUUGAUUUUGCAGUUGGUGAUAAGCUGGCAGUAAUUACCACCGACCCUUUUAUGGGAUUAACUUCUGCUAUUCACAUCAAGCGCAUAGCCAGAGACCACAGUGACCAGACUAGCGAAUCUGUUGUCAUUCUCAAAGGGCCCCAGGGAAGAAUUAACAGAGCAGUUUGGGGACCUCUGAAUAAGACAAUAAUAAGUGCCGGUGAAGAUGCUAUUGUUCGUAUCUGGGAUUCUGAGACAGGGAAAUUAUUGAAAGAGUCUGACAAGGAAGAUGGCCACAAGAAACCCAUUACAUCUCUUUCAAAAUCUAAUGAUUGUUCACAUUUCCUUACUGGUUCCCUAGAUAAAUCUGCUAAGCUUUGGGACUCAAGAACUCUGACGCUCAUCAAGACAUAUGUAACUGAACGCCCGGUGAAUGCAGUUGCAAUGUCUCCACUUCUAGACCAUGUAUGUGCUGACAGAGAACUUAACUGA
Molecule: messenger RNA, 765 nt
Organism: Fraxinus pennsylvanica
Lineage: Eukaryota; Viridiplantae; Streptophyta; Magnoliopsida; Lamiales; Oleaceae
Source: the annotation of a GenBank genome assembly